Fonticula alba is the source of this 954-nucleotide messenger RNA. Its product is annotated as V-type proton ATPase subunit D. The record is from RefSeq and is a predicted model, not a curated record. Gene Ontology annotation, molecular function: proton-transporting ATPase activity, rotational mechanism. Gene Ontology annotation, cellular component: proton-transporting V-type ATPase, V0 domain; vacuolar proton-transporting V-type ATPase complex. The transcript is spliced from 5 exons. The coding region runs from base 1 to 954 and encodes 317 amino acids. Gene Ontology annotation, biological process: vacuolar acidification; proton transmembrane transport; vacuolar transport. Lineage: Eukaryota; Rotosphaerida; Fonticulaceae.
AUGAACCUGGCCCAGUGCGAGACCCUGGAUGAUCUCAAGCUCCACCUCUCUGGCUCGGACUACGGCAACUUCCUCCAGAACGAGCCCUCCCCCCUGGCCACCACCACCAUCUCCCAGAAAUGCACUGAGAAGAUGGUCGCCGAGUUCCGCCACCUCCGUGCCAAUGCUGUUCCCCCCCUGUCCAAGUUCCUGGACUACAUUACCUACGGCUACAUGAUCGACAACAUUGUUCUCAUCCUGACCGGCACCCUGCAUGAGCGCGACACCUCCGAGCUCCUGGAGAAGUGCCACCCCCUGGGCAUGUUCGAGGCCCUGCCCUCCCUCUGUGUGGCCACCACCACGGCCGACCUGUACAACUCGGUCAUCAUCGACACCCCGCUGGCCCCCUACUUCUCGGCCUCCCUCAGCGAGGCGGACCUGGACGAGCUGAACAUCGAGAUCAUCCGUAACACCCUGUACAAGGCCUACCUGGAGGACUUCCACGCCUACUGCCAGCGCCUUGGUGGCACCACCGCCGAGAUCAUGGGCAAGCUCCUGGCCUUCGAGGCCGACCGCCGUGCCAUCAACAUCACCAUCAACUCCUUCGGCACCGACCUGACCAAGGACGAGCGCUCUCGCCUGUUCCCCACCAUUGGCCAGCUGCACCCUGAUGGCCUGGCCCGCCUGGCCCGCGCCGAUGAUGUUGAGGGUGUCGCCGCCGCUUGCAGCCCGUACCCCGAGUACAGCCGCGCCUUUGAGGACGCCGAGGUCGAGGGCAAGUCCCUGGAGGAGUGCUUCUACGCUUACGAGGUUGAGCUCCUGAAGUCCAGCUUCGAGCAGCAUUUCCACUUUGCCACCUUCUACGCCUUCGUCCGCCUGAAGGAGCAGGAGAUCCGUAACAUCGUCUGGAUCGCCGAGUGCAUUGCCCAGAGCCAGCGCGACAAGAUCAACCACUACAUCAACAUCUUCAACUAA